Ricinus communis (castor bean) is the source of this 865-nucleotide messenger RNA. Its product is annotated as probable prefoldin subunit 4. Lineage: Eukaryota; Viridiplantae; Streptophyta; Magnoliopsida; Malpighiales; Euphorbiaceae. The record is from RefSeq and is a predicted model, not a curated record. Gene Ontology annotation, cellular component: prefoldin complex; cytoplasm. Gene Ontology annotation, biological process: protein folding. Bases 194 to 574 code for a protein of 126 amino acids. The transcript is spliced from 3 exons.
GCCCGUAGGGUGAGAUGCAUAUACGAAACAACCUAAACAUGAAAGACGAGGGUUAUAUUAGUAACUUGCUCGAGCAAUACAGGAACCCAACCUUGCCCGAAAGCGCCACCAUACAACAGAGGACUCCAGGAUUAGUUGGCCGGAGACGCGGACUCGGACAUUGAACUGAAGUUGGAACCUUUAUCCAACAAACAUGCAGCAGGGAGGAGGAUCUGAAACAGUGGUGACUUGGGAGGAUCAGCAGAAUAUCAACAAAUUUGGUAGAUUAAACAACCGUUUUCAUGAGCUUGAAGAUGAAAUUAAGAUUGCCAAGGAAACAAAUGAUAAUCUUGAGGAUGCGAGCAAUGAAUUGAUUCUUACUGAUGAGGAGGUGGUUCGUUUCCAAAUAGGAGAAGUCUUUGCUCAUAUUCCAAAGGAAGAAGUUGAGACCAGAAUAGAAGAGAUGAAAGAGGUGACCAACAAAAACUUGGAAAAACUUGAGGAAGAAAAGGAUUCUAUCCUUACACAGAUGGCUGAAUUAAAGAAGGUUUUAUAUGGAAAAUUUGGUGACUCCAUCAACCUAGAGGAAGAUUAAUGCUGUUCUUCCUUUUGUGCAUUUAGCAUAUUAUUGAGGAAAUUGGCCCAUUCAUCUUUAGAAUUUCAGGAAAAAUGAGAUUCUAAUAGUUUUCUUGGAUAUUGCAGUGUGCGGACAUAAGCUUCUUGACUUAGUAUAUCUUUUAUGGAGUGGCGUCUUCUGUCAUUUCUUUGAGCUCGUUAAACUUUGUAUGUUGUGGUAGUUUUUACUUCAAAAUAGCUAAGGAAUAUUUGGUUUAUAUUACUACGUUUUAAGUCAACAAGAAUGCAUCGAUAUUGAAUUACAGGCUUA